CAUGCUCAGUUCCCCACUACCACUCUCUGACAGUGCCAGACCGUAUGAGAGUUGCAGCAUCCUUCUUUCACCUUGUCUACAGCACUGAGUUAUACUUCUUCAAGCAUGUAUAAAGCGGACGCCUUUCACUAACAGCUCACGCCUGCUGUCAUCGCCUUCACCAGUUUCCUAACGAUUUUAGAACGCCAGUCAACAUGGUGUGUGCGUGGGUCGGAGACAUGCUGGGGUGUGGCAGUUCCAUCCUCCUGAUCCUCUUUCUCCUCCUUCUCUUCCUUUUCUUCGCUCCAGGAAGACGCCCUCCCAAUUUUCCUCCAGGGUUGCCAAUGUUGCCGCUGGUGGGUUCGCUACUGCACAUGCGCGGAGGUCCAACUAGGCCCAUACUACGGAGCCUUAGGAAGAAAUAUGGCAACAUGGCAAGCUUUGGCAUCUUCGGGACAAGGGUGGUGCUGGUGAGCGGGAUGGCCACGUUGAAGGAGGUCUUCGCCGACAAGAACUCCACAGGAAGACCUGACAUGCUCGUCACCACUGUCAGAAACUACAUCUUAACCGAAGGCCGCGACUCCUCUGUUGGGAUCAUCGGCGCGACUGGCGAGCGAUGGCAGGAACAGCGGCGGUUCGUACUGCGGCACCUGCGGGACCUCGGCUUCGGCAAGACCAGCUACGAGCCCCUGAUGGUGGACGAGGUGGCGGAGCUGAUGAACCACAUCCAGCAGCAUAAGGGAGAGCCCCUUCCCAUGAAGAGAUUCUUCAACCGGUCGGUGGUGAACGUGCUGUGGGGGAUGGUGAUGGGGAAGAGGUACUCCUACGACGACGAUAAGAUGGCCAAGCUGCUGAAGACCUUCGUGCAGCCGGCCGACUUCAACCUGCUGGAUCCCCUCGUCUUCAUUCCCGGGAUGAUGAAGGCUAUCAUGUACAUUCCCGUUCUGAAAGUUCUUACACCAGUCAAGGAUAUUAUUAAGUUUAUGAAGGAUGAACUACAAGACUUUAUGGCUGAUAAGGACUUAAUCUCCAACAAUUCCUUGACAUCUGUUUAUCUCCAAGAAAUCAAGAAUCGUGGCAGCGAACAAUCCCACUUCAACAUGGACCAGAUGACAGGAGUGGUGAUGGAGAUGUUCGUGGCGGGGAUGGAGACCACGUCCAGCACCCUCACUACGGCCAUCUACCUGGUGGCCAAGCACCCGGCCGUCCAGGAGCGAGUCCAGCAGGAGCUGAACACAGUUGUGGGUGAUGGCAGGUUACCAAGCUUCUCAGAUAUGGAGAAGCUGCCCUAUACUCAGGCCACCAUACACGAGGUACAGAGGACCUUCAACCUGGUGCUCUUCUCUCUGCCUCACGCUGCUCUGGAGGACUGCAUGCUCGCUGGCUACCACAUUCCCAAAGGGACGGUGCUUUUGGCUAACGCUGACGACGCCUUGUCGGACCCUGAGCUGUGGAAAAACCCGAAGGAAUUUGACCCUGAGAACUUCCUCGACGACAACGGAAAGUUUAUCAAGAACGAGGCAUUCAUUCCCUUUGGCAUAGGAAAGCGACAGUGUGCAGGGGAACCUCUGGCCCGGAUGGAGCUUUUCAUGUUCUUCUCCUGCCUCCUGCACCGCUUCUCCUUCACUAUCGUGGAAGAUAAAGGCAGCUUCACCAAGAGCCCAACCUCCAACGCCCCCCCGACCUACACCGCCAUGGCCCACCUCAGGUCGCCUCUGUAACUCUUGUAUCUACUUUGGCAAGUUUACGGCAUCAACAAGAUUAAUGUAAACACUACAGUAUACUUAGCUCUUCAGUGUAGAUGAAAAUACUAGAGUUCUCAUUGAUAUUUUCAACCUAAACUUCACCUAAGAGCCAGCGAGAGUUCAAUUCCUCGAAGACUUCUUUGAUAUCAAUGAGUCAUUUAUUGAUAUUGUGCACUGUAUUGUAUAUAACAGAAUAACAACAACAAAGUAGUCUACACUAUGUUAAAACCACCACCUAUAUUACGAAGAAAAGGUCACCUAUAUUACGUUAAGAAGGUCAUCAAUUCUAUGGCAACAUGGUCGCCAAUUAUAUGUCAACAAUGUCACCCAAUGAUUCUGAAUACAAAAAAAAAAGUUAACAAAUUCGGCUUUACAUUUAUACUGUGGCAAAAUAUUUCGUCUCUUGUGCAUUACAAUCUGUAUCCUCUGAAUAAACUCUGGGGUGCACUAUAUCAAUCAUAUCCCAAGGUCAACAUGCACUAUAUCAAUCAUAUCCCAAGGUCAACAUGCACUAUAUCAAUCAUAUCCCAAGGUCAACAUGCACUAUAUCAAUCAUAUCCCAAGGUCAACAUGCACUAUAUCAAUCAUAUCCCAAGGUCAACAUGCACUAUAUCAACCAUAUCCCAAGGUCAACAUGCACUAUAUCAAUCAUAUCCCAAGGUCAACAUGC
Messenger RNA from Procambarus clarkii (red swamp crayfish), 2394 nucleotides. Lineage: Eukaryota; Metazoa; Arthropoda; Malacostraca; Decapoda; Cambaridae. The record is from RefSeq and is a predicted model, not a curated record.